Mobula hypostoma (lesser devil ray) is the source of this 7361-nucleotide messenger RNA. RefSeq names its product AHA1, activator of heat shock protein ATPase homolog 1b (gene ahsa1b). Bases 444 to 1460 code for a protein of 338 amino acids. Gene Ontology annotation, molecular function: protein-folding chaperone binding; ATPase activator activity. Lineage: Eukaryota; Metazoa; Chordata; Chondrichthyes; Myliobatiformes; Myliobatidae. Gene Ontology annotation, cellular component: cytosol. The record is from RefSeq and is a predicted model, not a curated record. Gene Ontology annotation, biological process: positive regulation of ATP-dependent activity; protein folding. The transcript is spliced from 9 exons.
CUGAUGUCGUCACAAGUUGGGACCGAGAAGCGGGGCGGAAGUUGUAGUACAUCUCCAGUAUCGGCUGCCCGAGUGGGAACAGGGGCGGAAGUGCCCCUACGUCAGGCGUGUUGGACGGGCGGAGAUGCCUCUCCAGCGCGCGUGUGUUGCGGAUAAAGGAUCGGGGCCGGCUGCCGCGGCGCUGACGUCACGGGUUUCUAGCAUAUUCUGACGGCGACCGGAUAAAGGCUCGAGGAGAGCGGCCGUGGGACGUUUUUUGUUGGAGAGUAGCCGGCCUGGGCACGGAGCUGGUGUUCACCUGCAUUCUGGCUCUUCCCUUGGCAGUCUCGGCCAGUAGAAGGCCAAUUAGGUUUAUAAUAUAUUCAUACACAAAUAGUUCUUUUUAAUUUUAUUUUGUUCGGUUUGCAUUAUCACCGGCCCCUCGGUCCUCGGCUGCUGUCACGAUGGCCAAGUGGGGACAGGGCGACCCGCGCUGGAUCGUGGAGGAGCGGGCCGACGCCACUAACGUCAAUAACUGGCAUUGGACAGAGAGAGAUGCCUCAAAUUGGUCAGUAGAUAAACUUAAAUCACUGUUGCUGGCAGUCAGUGUAGAGAAUGACGAGGGAGUGUGCAAAGUCACAGAGGUGACCAAGAGUGAUGGAGAAGCCUCAAUCAACAACAGAAAAGGAAAAUUGAUUUUCUUCUUUGAAUGGAAUAUUCACUUAUCAUGGAGAGGAACUUCAAAAACUGGAGUUAAGUAUAAUGGAACUGUGGAGAUACCAAAUCUCUCAGAUGAAAAUGACAUUGAUGAAGUGGACGUUAUUGUUGCCCUGGUAAAGGAUGAACCUGAGACAAAACUGUUGGAUCUAAUGAAAACCGAUGGUGCAGAUCAGAUCAGGAAGGCACUUGCCAACUAUGUUGACACACUGAAAUUAGAAUUUACUCAAGGAAUGAUAUUGCCAACAGUAAAUGGAGUUCAGAAGGAACAGACACAGUCUAAACCCAAGAUUGAUCUCCAGACCAAGAUUGCUACAUCUCAGUUACCUUCCCAGACUAAAUCUGUUGGGGUGAAGAUUCCAACCUGCAAAAUUAACUUAAAAGAUGAAUUUAUGACAUCACCAGAAGAGCUUUACAAGAUAUUUAUUACAGAAGAGCUUGUCCAGGCUUUCACACAUGCAUCAGCUGCUGUCGAGGCUACCAAGGGAGGAAAAUUUCGAUUGCUUGAUGGGAGUGUCAGCGGAGAAUUUUUGGAACUGGUUUCUGACCAACGGAUUGUUAUGAAAUGGAGGUACAAGUCAUGGCCAGCAGAACACUAUGCGACUAUCAAGUUGACGUUUUUGGGCAAGAACGAUGGAACAGAACUUCAAGUGGAAUGUAGAGGUGUUCCAUUAGGUGAGGAAGAUCAGACAAAAGCAGGAUGGCAGCGUUAUUACUUUAACGGAAUUAAGCAGACUUUUGGAUACAAUGUACGACUGUUCUAAUGGGAUAGUUUCUCAAACCCAUAUCUAACUUAUGACUACAGAAAAGCUUUAGACCUUUGUUCAUUUCACUUCUCUGUCAUCCUUGUUUAUGGUCAAGCCAGCCUGCAACUGAGGCUUUUAAGCAUCCAUCACACAGUGGUAUGUUUUUCAGCUGCUAAAUUCUCAUUCAGUAAAAGUCUUGGAAUAAUUUGGAAACUGGCCCUGUGCUGUGAAAUUUCAAAUUGUAUUUAAACUCCCCCUUGCACACUAGUAUGAAAUGCCAGUUCUGAGUCUUGAAUGGUAACAGUAUUUUGCUGUAAAAUUUUAGGUCCAUGAGGAAAUGACUAUUCUUGAACCAGAUUUUUAGAGCAAGAAAUUUCCCCAAUUACACUUUCAUUCCCUGAAAUAUUUCAUUUUUGUAUCUGUGCAGAGGAAAUAAGAAAUGCUAUUCUGAUUUAACUGAAUAUGCAAUAUGCCAAUGAAUGGAGCAAAUAAAAGGAGAAACCAAAAUAAUAGUUCCAAGUUUGUUUUCUGUUGCAUUUGUAUGGUGUAGCAUUUUGGUGAGACCACUGCUAAGAAAUUGUACAAAACAGGUUGCUGUCUUCAACUAAAAAUGACCAUAACACAAAAAUUGCAUUGUCCUAAAGGACAAGUAAAACUUGCAUUAGUGAUCAUAGGAGAAGAAUGGAAUUUUCCUUUGCAAAUUCUGAUGGCAUUGGAAAGGCUCCAGAACUGGAUGCGUGCCAUUUUCUUUAAUCUAUUUUGCACAAAAUUACUGGACUUUAGCCCUAUAUCUUUGGCAAGAUCAAGUUUACUUUAACAGCAUUAGAGUGGAAAUGAGAUUUACAAUUUUAUCUGGUAGGAACAAAUGCACACUGAAGGACAAGUGGGUAUUUUUUUUAAAAAAACAUGGGAUUGAGAUCUCACUAUUUAAAUUGUUCUGGCACAUUACAGUCAGCUUGUAAUUGUUAUCUCCUAAAAUCUUGCCUUAGUUCAAGUGGAAUCUAAUUUGAACAAAAUGAGCAACUAUUUAAAGCUGUCCUAAAACUUGUUCAAGACCAGUGCAUAGGAGAUGAGAUUUAUAAUUUUCUAGUGGUGAAGCCAUGGCAUUUAAAGUAUUAAAACUGAGGGAAAUAAAGAAUGGGACUUUUGUAAGGAGCAAAUGUUGGUAAUAGUUCAGUUGGGCAGCCCUAUUUUGAGAAUUGUCCAGUCACUUGUGACAAUUUCCAGCUCAUGAUCCUAUUUACUGUCAUCUGGAUCAAGUUCUCAAUAUCUAACAUUUGCUUUGUCAGAACAUUUCACUUAGUACCAUUGCAAAUAAACAGCUGAGCUGAUUAAACUGCAUGGUAGGCAUCUUGUGUAUCCUGCCUUUGUGCAACUACAUUUUAAGCUUGAUCUGUUUUGUAGUUUGGGACACUGGACUGGCAUACGAGUUAAACAUUGUACCCAGUGACUAUAUUUCUAUCAGAACAGGUGCUGCAGGCUGGUUGUCUAUUCCCAUGUACAUUACACUGUCACAAGUUGCUUUAUUAAAUACAAUUUCUACUUAACCUUUGUGUACUUUUGUUUCGAUGAAUGUCUUUAAUUGAUGAAAUGUAGGCACCCAGGCAAUGUUAACUGAAUGAUUCUUAAUGCAAAUGCUUAAGUUUCUGUUUGUAUAUUUUUUAAAAAAAAAGUGAAGUGAGGAUUACUGGUGUUGUUAUUUAUGCCAAAUUGCUAAUAUUGAAUUAAUUAAUUCAAUUCUCAGUAAUCUGGACAUUUUAAAUACACCAUCUGCUACAAUUUUAAAUUACUUAAGGAUAUGCUCAAAGCUGCUGGGGGGGAAUGCUAUACUUCCCCUUUCUCUUUGAAAUUUCAUCCAUGACCACUUUUGUGAGUGGCAGUCUAGUAUGCUUUUCACUCUUAAGAAAAGAGGAAGGCAGCAGAAAGGAAAUGGUAGACCAGUUAGUCUGACCUCAGUGGUUGGGAAGAUGUUGGAGUCAUUGUUGAGGAUGGGGUUAUGGAGUACUUGGUGACACAAGAUGAGGAAACGAUUCUGAGUUUGUCCUAAGGGGAAAUCUUGCCUUGACACCUGUCGGAAUUCUUUGAGAACAUUACAACUGGGAUAGAUAAAGGGGAUGCAGUGGCUGUUGUAUAUUUGGUCUUUCAGAUGGCCUUUGACAAGGUGCCACAGAGAAGGCUGCUUACCAAGUUAAGAGCCCAUGGCAUUACAGGAAAGUUACUGGUAUGGUUAGAGCAGUGGUAGGGGACAGCAAUUAGGAAUAGAUUGUUAGUGACUAGUGGUGUUUCACAGGGUCGGUGUUGGGACUGCUUUUUGUGCUGUAUAUCAAUGAUUUAAAUGAUGGAAUAGAUGACUUUGUUGCGAAGUUUGCAGAUGAUACAAAAAUUGGUGGAGGGGCAGGUAGGGUUGAGAAACCAGGUAGGCUGCAGAAGGACUUGAAACAGAUUAGGAGAAUGGACAAGAGUGGCAAAUGAAAUAGUGUUGGUAAAUGCAUGGUCAUGACCUUUGAUCAUUGAAAUAUAUGUGCAGACUAUUUUCUAAACAGGGAGAAAAUCCAAAAAUCUGAGAUACAAAGAAAGUUAGGAGUUUUUGUGCAGAACACCCUAAAGGUUAACUUGCAGGUAAGUCAGUGGCAAUAAAGGUAAAUGCAAUGUUAGUAUUCAUUUCAAGAGGUUCAGAAUACAAGAGCAGGGGUGUGAUGCUGAGGCUUUAUAAGGCACUGGUGAGGCCUUACCUUGAGUAUUGUGGACAGUUUUGGGCUCCUAUCUAAGAAAAGAUGUGAACCUCCUCUGAACCAUCUUUCAAGCUGACACAAGAAUGAGUCCAGGAAUAAAAGAUUCAUCAUAAGAGGAAUGUUUGAAAACUCUGGGUCUUUAUGUGCUGGAAUUUAGGGUGAUGGGGUGGGGAGGGAAGGAUCUCAUUGAAACGUUGAAAUGUUUCAAAUAUUGAAAGACCCAGACAGAGUCGAUAUGGAAAGGAUGUUACCUAUGGUGGGAGAGUCUAGGACAAGAGGGCACAGUCUCAGGAUAGAGGGCAUCCAUUAGGCAGAGGGUGGUGAAUUUGUUACCACAAGCAACUAUGGAGGCCAGGUCAUUGGGUGUAUUUAAGGCAGAGAUUGGUGAGUUCUUGAUUAGACACAGCAUCAAAGGUUUAUGGGGGAGAAGGCCACCUCACCCAUAAUAGUGGCUGCAGUUCCAAUCUUAGCCAUCACUGGAACCUACAAAAAUCAGAAUGGAGACAAAUAUCUUAAGUGCUGAGGGGUUGCCUAAACUAGUAGAACUGGACAGUGACCAAAGCAAGCAUAUGUGUAAUGUUAUUGCAAUAGAAAGUGCUAACACUAGGCAAGCCUUCAAGGUGACAUACAUUUCAAACACAGUUAAUUCUAACAUCUUUUCAAAGCUUGGAAUUUUACAUUCCCUUACUUCAGUGUUUGUGCAUGAAUUGCAUGAGGUUUAUUUGCAGGUACCACAGGUUAUCAAGGCGGCAAAUAGAAUGUUGGCCUUCAUUGCUAGAGGGAUUGAUUUUAAAAGCAGAGUUACGUAACAACUAUACAGGGUAUUGGUGAGGCAGCACCUGGAGUACUGUAUGCAGUUCUGCUUUCUACUUCAAAAUCCUGGCUUUAGAGAUGGUGCAGAGGUUUACUAAGUUAAUUCUGAAGAUGAGGGUUAACCUGCAGUGUGCGAGAGUCACCUGGGACUACAUGCAUGAAUUCAGAAAAUGAGGAGAUCUUACAGAUACAUUUAAAAUGAUAGAAGCAAGUUGAUACCAUUAAGCAAGGGGUCUGUGGACAGCAGGCUGGGAACCCCUAAAUUAGGUGAUAGCCUCAAGGUUCAGGGGAAUAGAUUUAAGUCAGAUGAGAACUCUUCCCAGGAAGUAGUAAAUCAGUGGAGCCUUAUUUAAUAUAUUUUAGACAAUUAAAGAUUUUUUUUGAAGAGUAAGGGAAUUGAGUUAUGGGGAAAAGGCAAAUAAAUGAAUUACAGGGACAUUUAAUUAUGCAAAAUAGGCUGCUCCACUUAGACUUGACAUUCAAGAUUAACUUUGGCAUAUUGAGUUACAAAAGAUGUUGCAUGAUUUCUUUAAAAUAGGACUGCCUCAAGCCAUUGUUUUUGAUAGCAAGUGGUUGUAGUAUAGUCAGCAAUUCAACUUCAAGCAUAAGUAUGCCAAAUAAAGACAAAUGGAGCAAUUUAAGGCAGUUAAAUUUGAGAGUACCAACUUCAAAGAAAUUUAGAUGUUUUCACAAAUUGACAUACGGAACUAGUUGUUUAAGCAAGUUCAGUUAGUUUACAUUGCUAGUUUUACUUUGUUUCAAAACACCAACGUAACACAGAUUUUCUAUAAUUGUCAAUACUUUACUGUUUCUAAAUAUUUUAAUGAAACCCAAUAGAAAUCUUUCUAAUGCACACUUAGUAUGGGAAACAAUAGAUCCAAUUUUUUUUUACUAUUUACUUAUAGAUGUAAUUUACUGCAGUUGCUGCUAGUACCUACAUUCACAAAGAAUGCAGAUGCUGGAAAUCUGGAGCACCACAAAAAUGGAGGAACUUAGCAGAUAGCAUCUAUGGAGGGAAAUUGAGUCACAGUUCACGGGGUUUCAUUUCUUCCCAAUCCUGCUGAAGGGUCUUGACCCUAAACAUCAACUGUUAUUUGCCUCCAUAGCUAUUGCCUGGCCUGUUGAGUUCCCCCAGCAUUGUGUUGCUGUUGGUACCUCAAUGCCUCCUUUUAAAAAUCAGUAAACCUGAACAUUUUUUAAAAAUUCUAAUGCUGCCUGUUAAAUUCAAAAUCAUUUAUCACUCAUAUCAUCCAGUCCUUCUGCAGGUGUUUUGAUAUGAACUUGCCUCAAAGUAAAAAAUAUGAAUGAAAUUCAAUCCAUGAUAACAUUAGUAUGGAGUUAAUUUUGAAAAUCCUCAAAUCUGUAACAGCAUGGAGUUUAUUGGCUCUUAUUUACCCAGAAUGGCCAAGAGGCAGAAGCACAUAGCUGUUGUUAACAAAUUUCUCAACCACCUAUUAGAAUGGAAUCAUACUAUCGCCCUCUGUAUAUUUUUAUACCAGUGAAAUGAAACAAAGGAGUGUGGAUCAGACAAUAUCAGACUUAGCACCUUUAGAUCUAAACAGAAUCAUGCUUGAUGCUAUACUUUAAGGUAAUAAGUAAAUGACAAAAUAGAACAAAAUGCAAAUUUGUGUUUUUUCUUGUUUUGUAUGGGAGAACAGAAAUACCAAAUGUAUUGCUUUUUUCAUGUUUCCAUUAAAACCAUGUUAUAUUAAAGCAAUAAAUGAUGUAAACUGGUGAAAUUUACCUACCUUAAUGUAUGUACUGAUGCAGAAGUGGAAACCUUGUACAAUUUUGCCAAACUCAUAAAUACAGAGGCAGUGAAGAAUCAUCACAACUCAUACUAACACCUAUCAGAAGGACAAGUGGUAGAAGUGUCAAUUGUUCAUACCAAUGCUAUGCAAGGGGAUAUUUAAUGAAAAGAUUGCAACAAGGUUCAUCUUACAACUCCCCAAAACAUUACUGGAUAAUAGGUAACCCUGUUCACUGCCACAGCACUCACCAGCUUUAAAAUAAAACAAUUAAAAUUGAGCAAGAUUUUCCACUUGCAGUUCCUUCCCUUCAGAAUAAGAAAGCAUGCUUUGGAUAUUACAACACACUAAAAUGUCAAAAGCCAAAAUUAUUUUCUUGCCGAAAUGUAAAACAUUCUAGUCAAUAGAAACUAGAAUUGAACAGUCGAGAUCAAGUCAAAAAAACUGAACUCAAUGGGUCAAGCAGUUUCAAAGGGAAAGGAAUUGUUGAUGUUUGGGGUUGAGACCUUACAUCAGGAUCAAGAGUGGUGAAGGAAGUAGUAGAAAGAGCUGGAGGUAAAAGAUGGCCCAGUGGUUGAAGAUGAGAAUGAAAGAUGGUAGGGGACAGAAGGGAUUGAGUUGGUGGU